Messenger RNA from Pediculus humanus corporis (human body louse), 1194 nucleotides. Its product is annotated as Cyclin-K, putative. Gene Ontology annotation, biological process: positive regulation of DNA-templated transcription, elongation; regulation of transcription by RNA polymerase II. Gene Ontology annotation, molecular function: cyclin-dependent protein serine/threonine kinase activator activity. NCBI's taxonomy places the organism in Eukaryota, Metazoa, Arthropoda, Insecta, Psocodea, Pediculidae. Gene Ontology annotation, cellular component: nucleus; cyclin/CDK positive transcription elongation factor complex. The transcript has 4 exons. The record is from RefSeq and is a predicted model, not a curated record. Bases 1 to 1194 code for a protein of 397 amino acids.
AUGCCUUGUUGGUAUUAUGAUAAAAAAGAAUUAAGGAAUACUCCAUCAAUUCAAGAUGAUAUUGAUUAUGAAACUGAGUGUCGGUAUAGAAAAGAAGGUGCGAGAUUUAUUAUCAGAACAGGCACCAAAAUGGAUUUAGGAUAUAAUACUAUGGCAACUGGAGUUGUCUAUUUUCAUCGUUUUUAUAUGUUUCAUUCUUUUAAAAAUUUUCCAAGGUAUGUUACUGCCUGUUGUUGCCUUUUCUUAGCUGGUAAAGUUGAAGAAACUCCAAAAAAAUGUAAAGAUAUUAUUAAAAUAGCAAGAAGUUUACUGACGGAUGCUAAGUUUCAACAAUUUGGUGAUGAUCCCAAAGAAGAAGUUAUGACAUUAGAAAGAAUUUUAUUGCAAACUAUAAAAUUUGACCUCCAAGUUGAACAUCCAUAUCAAUUUCUUUUGAAGUAUGCAAAGUGCCUUAAAGGGGAUAAAACAAAACUUCAAAAAAUGGUUCAGAUGGCUUGGACUUUUGUAAAUGAUAGUUUAUGUACUACAUUAAGUCUUCAAUGGGAACCUGAAGUCAUUGCUGUGGCACUUAUGUAUUUGGCUGGAAAACUAAGUAAAUUUGAAGUUGUAGACUGGGUAGGAAGAACUCCGAAACAUUUGUUUUGGUGGGAUAUGUUUGUUGAAGAUGUUACAAUGAACUUGUUGGAAGAUAUUUGCCAUCAGGUAUUAGAUCUAUAUUCAGCUCCAGAGCAAACUGCGGCUCCAGAUUCUCCUCCGUUGGUUCGUACAACAGCACUUAAAAAGGAAAGAGUGCUACCCAUACCAACUGUAGUUUCACCAAGCAUUUCUCAACUGACUCCAUCUCCCUUGGGUAAAGGUGCUAAACCAUUGAAUGAUACCAAAUUGCCUAUUCAAGAAAAACCAUUAAUCAUCAAUGAAAAUAGCAGCAGUUCUCAACAUUAUUCAUACCAAACUACUUUCAACAAUGCACCACCACCACCUCCACCUCCACCUGCUUCAGUUUAUCCACCUUUUACUACAGGUGGACCGCCAGGGCCAGUGCCGAAUGCAGUUACUGCUCCUCCUCCGCCCCCAGUAACUGCAUUUCCAGCUGCAUAUCCUCCCCCUUCUUACCCUCCACCAUCCACAAAUCAGCCUCCUCCUCCUCCUCCUGCUUAUUAUCCUAGACAACCCCCGGCAUACUUUCCUAAUUAA